CUUAGGCUGGAAAUGUGGAACCACUUAGGCCCCGAGAGCCAAUAAAGGGUUAAAGAUGGCUACAGGAUAAGUGUGGUCCGUUUAUUGCAAAUUUGACAGUGGUACUUAAAUGGUGAGUUUUUACUCUGAGCCGCCAGUCAGAGGAAGCAGACCAGGCUCUCCACUGCUCUCCAAACUCUCUGGUGUUCCUCAUUUUGCUCUGCUCCUCUUUUUUGUUUUGUAGUUGUUUUUUGUGGCUGCUUGUCUCUUUAUCUCUGCCCUAAAUCUUCUGCGUGAAACAGGACAAAAAGGAGUGGAGGAGUGUUUUUCCUGCGUCUGUUUCCUUUCCUCACCUUAACACUCCUGGUUUUCAUCCCUGCCCUGGGCCUGUGAGAUCACUUCAUCUUCCUCCAUCCCUUAAUCACCUCAAUGCUGCUCAUCUCUGUGUCUUCUACUGUGGAACUAAAAGUUUGAGCUGACACGCCUGGAGUCCCUGCAGAUGUCCAAAGCCUGGCACUGAAGCGGGCGCUUGCCAGCAGCCCAGAUGCAUUUGCGACUCUUUGCCUUUGUCAUAUCUUUGCUAUGUGAGGUGAUCAGGAUCGGGUCUGGUGUCAUGCUGAAGCAAAGUGCUCAAAGAGAGACAUCAGAGGACUGUCGCAGCUGCCUGGAGUGUUCCCGUGACAACGGCUGUGUUCGCUGCCCCGAGAGGCUCUUCCUGUUCCUGCAGAGGGAUGGGAUGUCUCACCACGGCACCUGUCUCCACGCCUGUCCUACUGGACACUAUGGACAGAGAGGAAAGGACAUCAACCGCUGCAUGAGGUGUCGUUCCUUGGACUGUGAGCACUGUUUCAGUCGGGAUUUCUGCACCAAGUGUAGGUCUGGCUUCCAGCUGUUUAAAGGCAAGUGUGUGACGACCUGUCCGAAGGGAACGUUUGCUCAUCAAACAGACUGUUUAGAGAACUGUCUCUUUGCUCCGAUGGGAGACUGGAGCGAAUGGAGCGUUUGUCUCCGAAACGGCGCCACCUGUGGCUUCAGGUGGGGAAGGCAGAUGAGGAAUCGGGGCAAUAAAACCUUAGAGGAAAGAACAACAUGGACUUGUUCAUCAGUCAGUGAGACAAGGAGGUGCAGGAUGAAGAAAAAAUGUCCCACAGAAGGAAGAAGAAACAAAAAACCUGGUCUCGGGAGGAAAAGAGAGAGAAACCGACUACGACUGCUUAACAUUGGCAACUCCACCAAUGCAACAACAGAUGUCGCUGUCAUGCACAUGGAGACCUGAAGACUUAAUGGACACACAUCUCAUCAAACCACGUGUCAUCAGAUGCUUUUCUUCAAUAAAGAAUAAAUAAAGACCAGGUUAGUGUUUCUGACAUUUCCCAGUACACAGACACUGCCCUGUAGUGUACGUUUAAAAUCAUAACUGUGGUUAAUAUUCAUGCAGGACACAUUAAACACUGUGUCAAAACAUCUAACAAUUAUCUCAGAGUUGGAAAACACAUGUAUAAAAAUCCCACUAGAAGGAAAACACGGAGAGACUUAUUCACUUUUGUUGUCCUUGUAAAUAUGUUACACAACUUUUGAUGUAAAAGUCCUAAAAUAGUCUGAGAUGAACAGCUGACAUAAUAUAUGCCACAAGUGUUGCAUUGACUAACUCAUCAGCCGUAGAACCUACUCAACCAGGCCAUAAAAAGGGAUUUCCGACUUUUGUCCUUUAUAUUUGUCCAUGUCUCUGCUGAUCCAGUGGAGUUUUCUUCCAACAGGAAUGUACGUGUAGUAUUUAGUAAACGUAUAUAAUGAUGCUGCUGCUGCUGCCACAUGGUAUAGAGCCUGUUUACAUGUUGUUGUAAUGACUGCAGUUCUGUAGCUACAUGCAGUUUCUUGAAGUUGUUGAGAUCCUGUCCAGUUAAUGAUUGAAGUACAGAAACGAUCUGUGUGAAAAUAAAAAGGUUAAAUAUUAGUGUACACAGGUGUCUGGUCCAUCUGUUCUGGAAGGAAAGGUAUUAUAUUUAAUUUCAUAUUUUAUACCUACCCUCAGAAGUGCAGACACGAGUCACAUGACUUCGACUUUAGUCAUUAUUUCUGUUUUAUCUAAUUCUGAACGAUGAUUUAUUUUGAAAAAUUACCGGCUUUUUUCCACCGCAUCUCUCUAAUAACUUACACUUGAUGCAUGUCAAGAUGCUUGCCUCGGUCAAAUGUCUUACCUACAUCCAGGUCCGGAGU
Molecule: messenger RNA, 2196 nt
Organism: Cynoglossus semilaevis (tongue sole)
Lineage: Eukaryota; Metazoa; Chordata; Actinopteri; Pleuronectiformes; Cynoglossidae
Gene: rspo4
Product: R-spondin 4
Exons: 5
Coding region: 524-1255 (243 amino acids)
Source: RefSeq, a predicted model, not a curated record